Messenger RNA from Nicotiana attenuata, 2271 nucleotides. RefSeq lists its product as uncharacterized. The transcript is spliced from 3 exons. The coding region runs from base 319 to 1404 and encodes 361 amino acids. NCBI's taxonomy places the organism in Eukaryota, Viridiplantae, Streptophyta, Magnoliopsida, Solanales, Solanaceae. The record is from RefSeq and is a predicted model, not a curated record. Gene Ontology annotation, molecular function: RNA nuclease activity.
CAACGCCCACUAACAAAACCUGUUAAAGUAACGUAUAGCUCCUCACGCCGCCUGUUGAAACCUCCAUAGCCCCUCAGCACCGCCUGACACGCCGGAAUCUUACAUCAUCUCCACCGUGAUUCCACCUUCCAUUUCCAGAGACAAUAGUGCAGGGCGCAAACAUUUUCUUAGUGCUUUGUGCUUGUUAACCCUGCUUUUUGAGUAAUUCUUGUAAUUAAGCAUAUUUCCUUUGUGGAAUAUCUUAACAGUAAACUGGUUUUUUUUUUUGCCUCUGUAGUAUCAAGAAAGCCACAAUUUUUUAUUCUUGUUUCUCAGAAGAUGAUGAAACGUGUCAAAGCUAGCACCUUUAUCCAUGCUAUUCGCUCCUAUAAAAGAUUUUGUCACUUUGAAUCCAAAUCCCAUUUGGGUUUUGGUUCUUUAGGCUCAUCAGUUAGAACCAAUGUUGGGAUUUUCUGGGAUUUGGAUAACAAACCGCCUAAGUCAUUCCCACCAUUUGAAGCUGCCACAAAGCUAAAAAAGGCAGCUGGGGAAUUUGGGGUUGUGAGAUAUACAGUAGCUUAUGCUAAUCGACAUGCGUUUAGUUAUGUUCCUCCUUUAGUUAGGCAGCAAAGGAAAGAGAGGAAAACAUUGAAUUCUUUGGAAAAAAGUGGGGUUGUAAAGGUAGAGGAGCCUUAUUUUUGUAGAGUGUGCGGGAGGAGAUUUUAUACUAAUGAGAAGCUUGUGAAUCAUUUUAAGCAAAUUCACGAGCGCGAGCAUACAAAAAGGUUGAAUCAGCUAGAGUCUGCUAGAGGAAAAAUGAGGGUAAAGUUGGUGGCUAAGUAUGCAAUGAAAAUGGAUAAGUAUAAGAAUGCUGUUAGGGAUGUUUUGACUCCGAAAGUCGGGUAUGGUUUGGCGGAUGAGUUAAAACGAGCAGGCUUUUGGGUUAGGACUGUUUCAGAUAAGCCACAAGCUGCUGAUGUUGCAUUGAGGAAUCAUUUGGUUGAUGUGAUGGAUAAGAGGAUGGUGGAGUGUGUGGUUCUUGUGUCUGAUGAUUCGGAUUUCGUGGAAGUCUUGAAGGAGGCGAGGUUGAGGUGUUUGAAGACAGUAGUUGUUGGUGAUUGCAAUGACGGUGCUCUUAAGAGAACAGCAGAUGCUGCUUUCUCGUGGCAAGAGAUCAUGAUGGGAAAGGCCAAGAAAGAAGCUGUCUCUGUUGUUGGCCGGUGGAAGGACCGAGAUGUUCUGAAAAGAUUGGAGUGGACUUAUGAUCCAGAGGUGGAGAAAAAGCAGUAUUACUCCAAAGUUGAGAGCGAUGAUUCUGAUGGACUCUUUUCAGGGGAAGAUGAUAACAAGGAUGUUGGUGCUUCCAUCUCUAAGGAAGAUGCUCGUGCAUGGUGGGAGUUGGACUCUCGUUCAGGACAUGAUUGAUGCAGCAAUUGAUUGUUGGCUUCAGCUUCAUUCUUAUAAAAAGGAGAGAUGAACUGGUGAUUCCACUAUAGAUUCCAUCCUAAGAAGGAUUUCGUAAUGUUGAGGAGAUGGACAGAGAUGAUGGAUUACCUUUUUCAAAUAACUUUGCUGCCAAUUGUACAUACUGUGGUUUCGUAUGCUAUAAUCCAGUGGAGAGACUCGGAGAUUGAGGUUGAUCUCAGAGGCAAACAGAAGGGUCUAAAUUAAUGAGAAUAUCUUCACAAUAGAUUUUGGGUCAUGAGUAAAGAGGGACCUUUGAAGCAGAACAAAAAAGAUGAUAAGCUCGUCAUACAUCAGACCUGGAACGUUGCAGCUAUAGUAAGGAAAGUUCGUGGGGUGCAACAGUACAAAUGGCUGUUACUGUCAAAUAAAGAACAUUUGCUAAAUUUAAUUGAAGAGCAGCAACGAGAAGCACUACAACAACCAUGAAUAGAAGCCCAUAUUCAGCAGAAGCAUGUCGAUUUGUAGAACAUCCCAUAUUCAGCAGAAGCAUGUCGAUUUGUAGAACAUCAAGUAGGAACAAGUGCAACUGGAUUCGACCACGAGUGCAACAAAUGGACAAGCCGAAGAACAAGACAAGUACGCAUAUAUAUAUAUAUUGUGAUUUAAAAUGUUUAUGUUUAAAAGAAUUUUUACAUAGUUAUUUCAAUUGAAUAGAGAGCUAUUUUUCUUCGCAUAUCGAAGCUACAACAUUUUCAUGACAAUACUUUCGGUGUUAUUGCUUGAAGAAUUUAUGCUUCAGCUUGAGAUCUAAGCACCCAACAGUCCCGUACUUUUAAGCUCCUCUCCCUUUUCUCAGCUGAAAUAGAGAGCUGUGUUUGAGACCAA